CAUACACGAAACUUCUUGGUCACACUUCCAAGAGCCCAACGUAAAUAAGCAGAUUAGUCUGCGGAGAUGGCUGGAGAAACAGAAGAUGAAAUCCCCGAGUCCGGAGCUGUUUUCACUUUUGGAAAGAGUAAAUUUGCAGAAAACGCCCCUAGUAAAUUCUGGUUAAAAAAUGACGUACCUUUGCGAAUUUCCUGUGGAGAUGAGCACACAGCACUGGUCACAGAGAAUGGGAAGCUGUUUAUGUUUGGCAGCAAUAACUGGGGACAGCUGGGCCUCGGAACAAAGACCACUGUGAAUAAACCUACUUGUGUAAAAGCUCUGAAGUCAGAGAGAGUAAAGCUGGCAGCCUGUGGAAGAACUCACACACUUGUUUUUACAUCUCGUGGUAACCUAUAUGCCUGUGGAGGGAAUAAUGAAGGACAGCUCGGCCUUGGCGACUGUGAUGAUAGAACAUCCUUUCACCUGGUCGAAUUCUUCAACAAACAAGGACCAAUCAAAAUGCUUGCUGCUGGUUCCAAUACAUCUGCUGCCUUGACACAGGACGGCAGGCUCUACAUGUGGGGUGAUAACUCUGAGGGCCAGAUCGGAUUGGGAAAGGAGAGUAAUGCACUGACUCCUCGGGAAGUUUCUGUGCGGAAACGAGUCUUCUGGGUGUCCUGUGGAUAUUAUCAUUCUGCCUUUGUUACCGUGGACGGGGCCUUGUACACUUUUGGUGAAAAGGACAGUGGGAAGCUGGGCUUAUCGACAGAGAAGCUAGCCAACCAUAAAGUGCCUCAACAGGUGACUGACAUCCCUGAUAGGGUGGUCCAGGUGGUCUGUGGAGGAGGGCACACGGUGGCGCUUACAGAGAAUGAGGUGUAUUCAUUUGGCCUGGGUCAGUUUGGACAACUCGGUCACGGCACCUUCAUAUUCGAGUCUCGAUUGCCCAGAGUGGUUGAGCAUUUCAGGAGGGGCAGAGUUAAACAUGCGGCAUGUGGAGAGAACCAUACUGCGCUGAUUACUGACAAUGGCCUUUUGUACACUUUUGGUGAUGGUCGUCAUGGAAAACUGGGGCUUGGAGAGGAAAACUUUACCAACCAGUUCAAACCAACGCUGUGUCCAAGAUUUCUUGACUACCACGUACAUUCUGUGACUUGUGGUGGGUGUCACAUGCUUGUUUUGGCAAAGCCCAGACCUGAAGGACCAGAAGAUUUAAUCUUAGAAGAAGAUGACGUCACAGAAGACUACCUCGAGAAGUCUUAUACUGAAUUACUGGGGGACACACACAGUCAGACCACCCUAAACAGAAGUCUCUCAGCUCGGGUCAGACGCAGAGAAAGGGAACGUUCACCAGAUCAGUUUGGACAGAUGUUUCGAACACUUCCAGCCCUAAGUGGGAAUCAGAGUGCAUCUCUAUCUAUUCCCAACCAGAAUCGUCCCUCUAGCAAGCAACUUGGAAAGAUUCCUCACCACAGCCUUAAAACUCCUGGAAAGAGAGAGAAGUCUUUUGAUGACAGAAGCAGUGUGGAGGAUAGCGAGAGUGUAAAGGACCUUGGAGAAACCACUGACUUAUUAAACCUGACUCACAUAAUGAAGAUGGACCCUAACGAUAAUACACUCACAUUGUCUCCCAUGGAGAAGAAGAAGGUUAAAGUUGUAAAAGAACACGGUAAGGAGAAGGGGAAGCCAAGGGAUGAGCCCGCCCCUUAUAGUAAGAGGGCGGAGCUUUUAUCUCGCAAAGCUCUGCCCACUGAGUUACUUAGAAGCUCGAGUGGUAGCUCAGUAGUCGGGGACAGUCGUGGGUUAGAGACACCCCACAAGAGUCCUAAAAGACGUGGUCAUGAUAAGGAAAAUGUACUUAUUGCUUUGGAGGGGAGAAAGCCUGGAAGCAAAACUGGAAAGGGAAUGGACAUAAGCAAAACUGGAUCCAAAUCCUUAAAACCUAAACACACAGAGCUGAUGGAGUCAUCAGAUGAAGUUAAAAAACAAUCAACUGAAAAAACGCAACAAAAUCAAGAGGUGGAAGUCCAAAGGUUCAAAGGAACCUCAAAACCAACCCAAGAGGUAACAGGUAAAGCAAAAGCCAAACAUCAACCAUUGGAAGUCAAAAGCCAGCUGCAAAAUGUUCCAGGGAAAGGAAAAGAGGUAAAAAGCAAACCCAUAAUUAUUGUUGAACAACAUAUCGACCAAGACUCAACAAGUAAGAACUCAAAAGAGGUUUUACCAAAAGUUCAGAGAGUGAAAGGACACACUAAGAUAGCCGAGACUGAAAACAAAAGUUUUGUCCCACAUAGCAAAAAGUCUGGAUCAGAAAAAGACUUAAAAAGUAGUAAGACAACAAAAGAGACCUCCACUACUUCACAGCAGACUUCCGGUAAAGAUACUUCUACAAAGACAAAGAAAUCAAGAGCAGAACAAAGCCAAGUAGAGGACAAGUUUAAAAAGACAAAAAGGGUGCCUACUGUUGUCUCAGAGGCGGCAUCUGUAUCUGAAUCUGCAUUAGAAUCAGAGGAAAAUCAAAUAAAGGAAAACCCUCUCACUAAGGUGACUUCUUUUCUUCAAGGUGUGGGAAUGGGAGGCUCUGCUCUUUUAGUUGGAGAAGCAGUGGCCAGUCAGUUACUUUCCCAGUCCACACCUCAAAAGAUACCAAAACCCCUUUCAAGACAGAGAACCCUUUCUGAUGUUUCAUCCCUGAGUGAAUCCUAUGAAGUUUCAGGACAAGAGGAGUCAAGAGAGGCCCAGAGGACAGCUGUCACCAUCAACGUUAAGGCAGAUCCAGAUACUUCAGAUAGGGACAUGGAAAGAAGCAGAUCAAAGUCCAAAACUGAGGCUCAUUCUAAGAUGGGAACAUAUAAUAGAAAGGAGGAGGAAGAGGGAGAGGAAACCGAUGAGGAGGAAAGUGAGGGAUCGGUAAACAAAAGAGAUGAAAGUGAAGAUGUGGAGGAAAGUGAGGGAACGAGGAACAGAAGGGAUAAAAGUGAAGAAGUGGAAGAUAGUGAGAGCAAGACUCUUGACAAAGUGGGAGAAAAUGAUGAUGAUUCUGAGGGUGAUAAUGAUGAUACAAUGAUCAAAGAUUCUAGUGAGGAAGAGGAAAGUGAAGAGGAGAAGACAGUUAAUGAUACAGUAACCAAAGCUUCUAGUGAGGAUGAGGAAAGUAAAGAAGAGGAGAAAAGUAAUAAUUCUGAGAUUAAUGCUACAAUGACCAAAGCUUCUAGUGAGGAUGAAGAAGAAGAAGAGGAGAAAAGUGGUGAUUCUGCCAAAGCUUCUAGUGAGGAUGAAGAAGAAGAGGAGAAAAGUGAUGAUUCUGCCAAAGCUUCUAGUGAGGAUGAAGAAGAAGAGGAGAAAAGUGAUGAUUCUGCCAAAGCUUCUAGUGAAGAUGAAGAAGAGGAGAAAAGUGAUGAUUCUGCCAAAGCUUCUAGUGAGGAUGAAGAAGAGGAGAAAAGUGAUGAUUCUGCCAAAGCUUCUAGUGAGGAUGAAGAAGAGGAGAAAAGUGGUGAUUCUGCCAAAGCUUCUAGUGAGAACAGUGAGGAGGAUGAGGAGAAAAGUAGAAGUGAGGCAACUGAGGACUUGGAGAGUGAGGAGGAGGAGGGUAAUGAAGAUGAUAAAGAAGAAAAAAGUGAGACAAGUGUAAACACUGAAGAUGAGAGCGAAGAUGAUGAGGACAAAAGUGAAACAAAUCAAGAGGAGGAGAGUGGAGAAGAAUCUGAGGGAAAGUCAGAGAGCAGAAGUGACAGAUCUGAGGAAGAUGAUGAUGAGGAGGAGGAGGAGUCAGAGAAGGAGGAAAGUGAGUUGGAAAGUGAAGCAGAGGAAGAUGAAAGUGAUGAAAAUAGUAGUGAAGAAGACGAGGAAGAGCAGGAAGGUUCGACUGAGGAUGAAGAGAAGAGCGAAAGUGAGGCUGAGGGAGAAGAAGAGGAGAGUGAAGGAAACCAAGAAGAUCAAAGUGAUGAGGAAACAAGUGAUAAAGAUGAGGGAGAAGAAGAAGUGAGUGAAAAUGAAGAGGAAGAAGAGAGCAAAGUUGAAGAGGAAGAAGAAGAAGAAAGUAAUAAUGAGGAAGAAAAUGAAGAAGAGGAAGCAGAGGAGGAAGAACUUGAAGAGGAGACAGAAGAAGCAGAGGAUGAGGAGGGAGAAGAGGAGGACACACAAGAAGAAGAGCAAGAAAAUGGUGGUGAAGAGGAGGAAGAAAAAGAAAAAAACAAAAGAAAACGUGAUAAAGCCCCUGCCAGACUCCAAAAGGAUGCCAACAAACCAAAGUCAAGUGUGAAAACUGCAAAACCAAAAGCCAAACGAACCCGCGCACAAAGCGACCAAUCGGAUGACGAGUCCCAUGAGUCUAAGCAGUUUUGGGAUGAUGUUUUACCUCAAUACCUUAAUUUAAAAUAACCCAACAACUUCAGCUUUUCCCAGAGUAUUAUGUGCAUGCCUUUUCAUAAUGCCCACUCACAGCAAGAACGAUAAUUAGAACAGUAACUACUUAUAUGUUAAGAUCUCUACCAAAGCAUGGUAUUAUUGUUUAUUUUAAGUUUGGUCAGCUGGAACUUAAAAUACUCACGCCCAGGAUAGAUUCUGAUUGGCUCUUUACAACUAAUCAAACAAUCAAAUUGGCUUUUAAGAGCAGGAUGGAUUGUGAUUGGCCAUGAUGACCUUUAUCUGAGCUAGAAAAAAAAACUCAUUCUUAAAGUAAUUCUAAUGAUAUCAUUCUCUGUGCCAUUAUCUUAGCUUUUAUUUUAGAACUAUAUCUACAUUGUUAUAGUGCUGAUCCAUAGU
Messenger RNA from Danio aesculapii, 4743 nucleotides. It is a transcript of the gene rpgrb, whose product is annotated as retinitis pigmentosa GTPase regulator b. Gene Ontology annotation, molecular function: ubiquitin protein ligase activity. NCBI's taxonomy places the organism in Eukaryota, Metazoa, Chordata, Actinopteri, Cypriniformes, Danionidae. Gene Ontology annotation, biological process: ubiquitin-dependent protein catabolic process; protein ubiquitination; visual perception. The record is from RefSeq and is a predicted model, not a curated record. Gene Ontology annotation, cellular component: photoreceptor outer segment. The coding region runs from base 67 to 4359 and encodes 1430 amino acids. The transcript is spliced from 14 exons.